This is a messenger RNA of Drosophila mauritiana, 900 nucleotides long. Its product is annotated as phenoloxidase-activating factor 2-like. The record is from RefSeq and is a predicted model, not a curated record. Gene Ontology annotation, biological process: proteolysis. The transcript is spliced from 3 exons. Lineage: Eukaryota; Metazoa; Arthropoda; Insecta; Diptera; Drosophilidae. Bases 1 to 900 code for a protein of 299 amino acids. Gene Ontology annotation, molecular function: serine-type endopeptidase activity.
AUGGAGUGCCGCUGGACCAUUGGAGUGAUUCUGCUGGGCUGGAUUGCCUGUGGCCACGCCUGUACUUAUCCAAAUCGAUGUGUGGCCAACAAUAGGGAGUGCACCAAACUGGCGGUUAUUGGCAUCGACCAACUCAUGUAUUCAUGUGGACCCACUGAAGUGUGUUGUGAAAAUGGGGGAGCUCAAAUGGAGAAUCUGCCUUUGGACUCUAUGGAUUACGUACAGAAUGGCGAGUUUCCCUGGACAAUCGCACUAUUCAGAAGGGGUUUGUUCUUUGGAGGAGGCUCCCUGAUUGCCCCCGGGGUUGUGCUAACGGCCGCCCACCUGCUGCUGUCCAAGACCUCACAUGAGAUUGUGAUCAGAGCUGGCGAAUGGGACAUGGCGUCCGUGGACGAACCGCAACGGCAUCAGGAACACCGUGUGGUCAGGACGACAUCCAGUCCAUCUGCUUACCUCUUCAAGGGGCGUCCAUUGACCAGACACACUGUUUGGUGUCCGGAUGGUGAAAGCGUUUUUUUAACGACUCUCAAAUAUCCAAUAGUGAACAGAGGAGAUUGCCAGAAUAUGUUGAGGAAAACCAGGUUGGGAGCCAGGUUUCAGCUGGCCAGCAGUCUCAUGUGUGCCGGCGGAGAGAAGGACAAGGAUGUCUGCAUUGGCGACGGUGGUUCCGCCUUGGUUUGUUCCCCUGACGUAAUCUUCGCUAGAUUUCAGCAGGUCGGGAUCGUGGCCUGGGGCGUCGGCUGCGGCAGGCCAAACGUCCCCUCGACCUAUACAAAUGUGUCCAUGUUCAGGGAGUGGAUUGAUCGCAACCUGAAAAGCAACUCAGUUGAACCGCUUAGGAACUGUAUUCCUAUCCACCCAAGAAUUUCGUCCUAUCAAAAAAGAUACAAGCUGUUUUAA